AUAAUAAUAUGAUACAAAAGGACAUACCGGGAUAGAGAGGCAGACACAAGAUUUUUCAAUUAAAAAAUAAUCAAAUUUCAGUGUAAAGUGUGUGUGUGUGUUAGCUUAUGUGGGUUCGGACUUAAGCUAUUAACAUAAACAUAGACAUGGAUCAGAUAAUGGUGACAACAAACGGCACACUGACCACCAGUAUAGGCCUGUGCGCCAAAGAUGCUAGCGUUCAGGUUAUCAAAGAUUUUUUAUCACUAUUUUAUAUAAUGUCACCGAUGGAGACAACAAAAGAUAAUCCAUAUGAUGUGCCAGACUAUGAAGUGACCUUAACACCAGUGGUCGGUAUCUUAGUAUUGUUGGAACAGUUGAUCCGAUACUUUCAGCGCAAAGAUUUAUCCCGUUUUCAGGAUUAUAUCAUUAAUGCCGGAUCUGCUAUUAUAUUUACAUUAAUGAGAGUAUUUUUGUUGACCACUUCGGUAACGAUAUUCACAUUGAUUUACGAAAACUAUCGCUUAUUGGAUCUGCCGUUGCAUUCGGUCUGGACAUGGAUUAUAUCCUUAUUGUUGGUCGAGUUUACCUACUAUUGGACACAUCGGGCACUUCAUGAGUUCAACAUCCUAUGGGCUGCCCAUCAGUUUCAUCAUAUGGCCGAAGAUGUUAACAUUACGACAACCAUCCGGGACUCUGUUGUCGAUUUGUUUAUAUAUGCGGUGUUUCCCCUACCACUGGCUAUUUUUGUACCGCCACCUAUCCUACUGGUUCAUGUCCAGUUCAGUCUAAUCUAUCAGGUAUGGCUACACAACUCGGUUAUUGGUAAUCUGGGAUUUCUUGAAUACGUUAUCAAUACUCCGCGUCAACAUCGGGUACAUCAUGGCAAAAAUCCGUACUGUAUUGAUAAAAACUAUGGCGCAUUGAUUAUGAUAUGGGACCGUAUGUUUGGCACACAUCAAACGGAAAAAGAGUCGAUAGUAUUUGGUGUAGUGUCGCCCACACCCGAAACAUAUGAUUCAAUGAUCUUACAAUUUGGUUACUAUCGGGAUGUUUGGCAUAAGUUUCAAACGGUUGAUGGUUUGGGUAAUAAAUUGUCGGCACUGUUCAAAGGACCUGGAUGGAUGCCCGGUAAGCCCAGAUUGGGCGACAUUAAGGAUGUACCCGAACCCGAUCGGACACUUCCCAAAUACAGUUGGGAUCCAUACAUACCUAUGUGGAAGAAAUGCUAUGUUGCUAUACAUGGCAUAGUUAUUGUACUCGGAUUUUACAUAUUAGCUGAACAUCCAUACAUUCGAUUUUCACCAGAAAAAGGACUUUUGGCUAUUUUGUAUAUAAUUUAUAUCUUGACAUCAUUUGGAGCUAUUUUCGACAAUCGAUCAUGGACAGCCCCGCUAGAAAUUACCCGAUGUUUAGCCUACUUUUUAUUCGACUAUUUCCUUAUUGAAUCAGUCAAUUGGAAAGUUGGUCCGGCACAGUAUACAAUGGUACAGGUGCUCAUGUGGUCCAUACGUUUGUUGCAUAUCAUAUCCAUAGUAGUCUGGUGUGUCUAUAGUUGUAGACAGUGUUCAGCUCAUAAUAAAUCAGUCGCUGAAGACACCACUCAAUAUACAAUUGUCGAUAAGUCUGGCGGCGGCGGCGGUAAAGAUGUCGAAAGUGAAACCUCAUCGGUAUUACAGCAAAAUUCAAUCAAAGUUAUGGCAAUUAUAGCAUUUUUGAUGCUAACGUCAAUACCAUUUGGUAUAGCAUUUAUGGUUAGAUUAAACAGUUGUAUCAAAAUGUUUAACGAUUUCUAUUAUCUUAUAUUUUAACUGAUAUCAAUCAAUACAAAUAUACCUCUAUUUGAUAUAUGAUUUGAUAUUAUUAGUAAUAUAUAAAAAAUACUCACUUUUUUAUGUUAUUAUACUAAUUAUAUAAACACCACUUUUGCUUAUAUCAGUAUAAUCUUAUAUCAAUACUACUGUAUAUAUUAGCAAAACUAUCAAAUCUAUGCUCAGUUUUUUUUAAAUAUUACGUAUAUUUUUUAAAUAAUUUUUUGUAUCUAUUAAUUAUCAACAAAAAAAAUUAUAUUAAUUAAUCAAUGGGUCGUCUUAUUUAAA
Oppia nitens is the source of this 2078-nucleotide messenger RNA. RefSeq names its product alkylglycerol monooxygenase-like. Gene Ontology annotation, cellular component: endoplasmic reticulum. Lineage: Eukaryota; Metazoa; Arthropoda; Arachnida; Sarcoptiformes; Oppiidae. The transcript is spliced from 7 exons. Gene Ontology annotation, molecular function: oxidoreductase activity; iron ion binding. The record is from RefSeq and is a predicted model, not a curated record. Gene Ontology annotation, biological process: lipid biosynthetic process. The coding region runs from base 147 to 1790 and encodes 547 amino acids.